Molecule: messenger RNA, 41050 nt
Organism: Pelobates cultripes (western spadefoot toad)
Lineage: Eukaryota; Metazoa; Chordata; Amphibia; Anura; Pelobatidae
Source: the annotation of a GenBank genome assembly
GCUUAACAAAGAGCAAUCUCUUCUUCAGAACAUUUUGCUGGCAACAUGGUAUCAGUCUGGAAAUGGGUCUUGGCAAACAGAAAUUACUUCAUCAUCUUCCUCACACCUUUGUUCCUUCUGCCCCUGCCAUUGGUGGUGCCAGCCAAAGUAAGUAGUCCUAAAUGCUGGCUUUACAAAGAAAUGAGAUUUAUGUUUGAACAAUGUGCUACCGGGCAAUCGCAUUGUUAGACUGAAAUCAUUCUUUAUAUAAUUCUUUUAUAUAAAUAUACACAGGGAUUUGGAAUAGUGCGCAAGUAACUUUUCUUCUUUGAAAUAAAUUCUUUGUUUACACAUAUUGGUUCCACGUACAUUGCGCUUUUCAUUACACUUAUGCAAACAGAUGAAAUAGUUACUGAAACAACAAAACAUCUACAAUUAGAUCUUUGUAAGUCCGAUGUAAGAGACUCAAUGCAAAGACAAAGUCAUAUAAAAGGCAUGUUCUCUGUUGCAAAGUGAAACAUUGUGUAGAAAGGGUUUUGUUGUUUAUGUGACCAAUGCUUUCUAUAGCACUCUUAUCCAGAUUUUUACACAGACAGUAAAUUCAUCAAUGGGUAAGCUAGAAUACAGUCAAAGAGUACGUAGAAAUUCAUAAUCAGGUGACGGAGAGUCCUUCAGGUUACCUGGGGUUUUGGUAACUGUACUGCACAACAGCUAGCAGCAUGGGGAGCGAUUUGAGACACAUUUUCUCAUUUUAUAGAACCUGGACUACAUAUGAAAUGGCCAAGGGAAGGCAAUAGCAUUUUAAGAUUAGUAGUAUUUUUUAUUAUAAAGUAAAUGUUGCAACACAGCUAGAAUUAUCUAUUACUAGUGGUACUCAGUGAGAGAAAGCCGGGCAAAAUGAUUUAUAUACUGCCAACAUAUUGCUAACAUUUAGGGAAUAACCUAUACCUCUUAGAGCAGGGGUAGGCAACCUUCGGCACUCCAGAUGUUUUGGACUACAUCUCCCAUAAUGCUUUAACGUCCAUAAUGCUGACAAAGCAUCAUGGGAGGUGUAGUCCAAAAGAUCUGGAGUGCUGAAGGUUGCCUAUGCCUGUCUUAGAGCAAUGGUUAUCCCAUAUUAUAUGCAUGUCAUUAGCCUGGAAAUCCAUUCUUCAAUUAGUAUAUAUAAUAGAAUAAAUUCUGGAAAAAAAAAACGUCUUUCCAGCAUCAAACAGGUUUUCAUUCAAUUGUACUGGGAAAAAACAUUACAUUUGUUAUUGUGGCCAGUUGCCCGUAAUAUGCUGUUUGUUUUAUUUAGUGAAUAACCGAAAAUGCAGUAUGGGUGAUUCUGGCACUGAAUUUGUUCAAUCACACACUGCAUUCAAUUUCUCAAUUUAUAGGAUGAGCCAACUCCCUGUGAAGCUAAGACACUCCCUGUAAUUAAGACUGACAGGAUUUAAUUCAAUCAAAUGUCAAAUUUGCUUCUUUGCAUCGAGACAAAGAUUCUCCUGUUUGAUAGUUUAAUACAUUGUUUGCUGAUAUAAAAACAAAUACUCAGACGUGUUUUCUAACUCGGUAAUAGUCAAAUUGUCAUAGCUUGGCUGGUUUAGAUUUCAGUUUUGCAAUUUGAAGUUCGGUUCACUACAGUUCACGUUGAGGUUUAUUCAGUAAACAGCUCAAAACAGUUUUUAAAAUGAAAACCUGAUUGCAAAACUCAGAUUUAAACAGGCAAGCUGUGACUACAGCGGAGUUACAGAUUUUUUCUUUAUCAGCACAUUUUUCAAAUCACUAGUAAGUAUCUAAAUGAAAGUAUAAAAUCAUAUACACUAUGUGGCCAAAAGGCUGUGGACCAAUUAUCAAGUUUAGAUGUUUCAGCUUGACAAACUGCUAACAGGUACAUAGCCAUGAAACCUAAGUGAACAAACACUGGAAGUUCUACGGAUCAUACUGAAGGCUCAGUGGCUUUAAAGAGACACACAACUCCACAAAUAAAAUAAAUAAAUGAAUAUACAAUCUAAAAAAUCACUAUGUAUUAGCUAUACCCCCAAUGGAAGCAUGCAUUAAUUUAAUUAUUUAUUUUUUCAAUCAGGGUAUCUAAAAACACCUUGCAAAAGCAGCAGUUGAAUUGUCUGCAGCCUUCUUCCCCCAGCUCAGACUUUCUUUGUCUGUCCAAUCAGACACAUACCAAUGCAGCUCAAUGAGAAAUCUUUGCAAGGCCGGUGUUCGGGCCACUACCUUGCCUCUUGGCUCUACAGAGCUAAACAACCAGGAUUUAACAUGACCUGAUGGACAACCAGGGGGUUGUAACAAGUACAUUUAUAAAUGUGGCAUUUUUAAUUGAAAUCUGCACCUGUGGUAAAAAAAAAAAAAAAAGACACAUUGUUCACACAUAAAUUACUUUAGCAGGCUAAAAUGCGUUAGGUGUCUGGCAGAUUUAUGCUGUAGAAAUGUGAACUUAGAAUAAUUAUUCUGCUUGAUACUUAUUUAUAUACAGUAUAUGUAUGGAAAUUCCUAUUUCUUAUUGUUUGAUGGCCUUGUAUUAUGCCUAUUAUAGUUCUUUGGUGUCACUUAAAAAUAUAACGCAAUUAGACUUUCCUGGCUUUUCUUAUAAAAGAGAUUUAUUCUUCUUGCGUUGCAAAUACAAAGUCAGUACUUACAAUGUCAUUGAUGUUAAAUAGGUCAACAUGCUGGACAUUCAGAGUUUGAAGACAUUCUGCUCUUGAUGUUCCGUGUCUCGGUGUCUGUGUCUCAUUCUCCUAGACUCCCCUCUUACACAGAUAAUACAUUCUACAUAUAUACCACCAAAAGUGAUGUGUAAGCAUUACAAACAUGCAUACUCACAGAAUGCUGAAACACAUACCAUGUGAAAUUCACUUAUCAUCAGUUGCACAAGUCACUACAGAGUUCCAAACAGCCUCUGAAAGAAAGAUUAGUAUAAAAACUGUUCCUGGGCCCUGCAAAGCAAUGUCCAGGAAGCCAUGGAUUGAGGAGUUUGCUGUGGAAGAGUAAUCUCCAGAAAGCUCUGACCUAAACCUCAUUGAUCACUAGGCUUGUGCCCGGUGACAAAAUUGUGCUCAACUCACCAUUUUUCACCAAAUAUUUUCAUGACACUUUUCGACCAAAUGUCUUUUCAGCUUGGCAGAAUUUAUGAACCGUGAUUCUGAUUCGGGAACCGAAUCUGAAGAACAAAAAGGGCUCAAAAACUGUCAAUAGGCAGGCUGCAAAAUAUAUACAUAAUAUCAUAUUCACACCAUUUGGUUCAGAAUCUUAAGAGUGUAAAAAUAACUAGUAGUGACUAAUAGUAACUAAAAACAGAAUGAGUAAUUAAAAAUAUACAUGUAUAUAUUUAUUAAAUAUACACUUAUCAAAUUUUAAAAAAAUAUUCCUUCCUAAAAGAGUGGCAGCUGUUACAGUAGCAAAUUGGGACCAACUCUAUAUUAAUGUACGUCAUUUAGGAAUGGAAUGUCAAACAAGUUCAAAUUCAUAUAGGUGUGAUGGUCAGGUACCCAUAUACUUUUGGCCACUUACCUUUAGUCCCCCGGCGCACUGAUCUCGCUAGAGCUGCUGCUCCUCACCUGGCUGACAUCAUAAUUAAAGAUAAUCUUAGUUGAUAUAACACCUCCGCAUAGGGAAGCAUAUGGGGGAGACAAUAAGCAUUUGAGACAAUUGCCAACCAGCAGAUCACUGCAUUUCUAUGGGGAGCACUCUGCAUUGAGAUGCUGAACAUUGGUGGUGCAAAGAUUAAAGGACCACACCUUUCUGAGUGACAGCCUCUAGAGGUGGCCUUUGGGACAAAUGUACACAUUUGUCAGGUUACAGAGACAGGCUCUUUGUACCAGAACCACUACAAUAAGCUGUAGUGGUUCUAGAGCUUAGAGCAGUGGGUUCCAAACUAGUCCUCAAGGCACACCUGCUAGUCCAGGAUUACCAAGUUGUGUCAAGGUCUAUUUUUGUUUUAUUUCUACAAACAAGUCUAAAUAGGAUCUACAGUUACAGCAGUUUCAUAUAGGGCUCAUUCACUAAGAAGCACACAAUGCUGGGACAAACAUAUUUGCUAGUAACACGGAUAAGUUCCAAAAUAUUUUACAUUGGCUGCAUUCUCAAAUAGGCUAUUUUGCCCUAAACAUUGGCUUAUUUGUUUUUAAUUUCCCAAGUCUCUGUUUAUGAAAUAAUCUCCUUAUACAGCUGAAAUCAGAACAGGAUUCUAUUAUCAUAGAGGCACCUUUCCUCUAGAGGUCACCUGGUCUCAACAUUUAUAAGGAUCUUUUUGGAGUUUCAAAGAAGGCUAUAGACACCAAGACCACUUCAUCUCAGUUUCAAAGAAAGCUAUUGGCCCCAUUUUAACCACGCAAUUGAAAACAUUGCCGUUCCUGCAGGGUUAAAGCGGCACUGUCACCCACCCUAAAAAAAUUAGUAUUUCAUGAAGAUAGAAUCUUUAUGAACUACUCAUUUUGACUGUCUUGGAAUUUCACUAAAAUUACAACACAGUCAAGAGAGACGUAAUCACCAAGAGACGUAAUCACCAUCACUGGGGACGGAAGACGGACACUUUAUGUAAAUUCCCAAAUUAUGUUUUAGUCAUCCUCUGCCCAUUAUCGGUGCAGGCAGGGCCGGAUUAACAAAGGGGCUGAUGGAGCUGCAGCUCCAGGCCCAGGCCCAGGCCCAGGCCCAUGGAAUAGGCCCAUUGAUUUAUAAAAAAAAUAAUAAUAAUAAAAAAAAGAAAUAAUGUUUUUUUGUUUUUUUUUACACACUACUUUACUACACUACUACUUAGGGUUUCCACGUGGCUGGUGUUUUAUUGGCACAGCCAGUAUUUGAGGUUGCCUGGUUGGUGCCGAUAUAGCAGUCAUACUGGCAAUACAAAUGCUGGUAUUUUCCUUAGUAUAAACAGAGAUUAUGAUGCAAUACCAGCACUGGCCAGUAGGUGUCACUGUGUGUGGAGAGAGGCAGGGAUAGGAAGUUCCAGCAUGUCCCUCCCUGCCUAUCUCUAAUCACUGAUCCGCAGGGGAGCAGCUACACAGCACAGAGCAUCCAGACCGCAGCUCCCAGCCUGCAGAGACAGUCUACAGCUCAGGAAAUUGAAGGAUGGGGGGGAAGGGCUGCAAGGAGACAUGGGGACACUGAGACACUAAGGGACAUUGGGAGACAUUAUUACAGACACUUGGGGACUCUGGGAGACAUGGGGACACUGAGACACUAAGGAACAUUGGGAGACAUUAUGACAGACACUUGGGGACCCUGGGAGACAUGGGGACACUGAGACACUAAGGGACAUUGGGAGACAUUAUGGCAGACACUGGGAGACAUGGGGACACUGAGACACUAAGGGUCAAGUGUCCCCUAUUUUCUAAUGUGUCCCCUAGUCUCCCAGUGUCCCUGGUGUCUCCGUGUCCCCAGGUCUCCCCGUGUCUCCAGUGACAUGGGGACCCUGGGAGCAGGGCCAGAUUAACAGCCCAUUGGGCCUGGUGCUGACAAUUAUGAUGGGCCUAAUUACAGAAUCUUAUCGACCAAAAACACUAAAACACUCCCAAGCAUCAUGUAUCUGAUGGAGAUGGUGCUGGAGGGAAAGAAAACAGCAGCUAAAAGAAAACACAUACCCUAUGCUAAUCUUGCGCUAAUUUAUGUUUUCAUCUUUCAAGGGAGUGUUUGUGUAAUUUAGUGAAUGUAUGUGUUUUAGUGUGAAGGUCUUGUAAUUUGAUGAGAGUUUGUGCAGUUUAGUCAGUGUGUGUGUUAGUUACUGUCCAAAUGGGUUUGUGUAAUUUAGUUAGUGUGUGUGUAAUUUAGUGUGACUGAUUAAGUGUAUGUGUUUGAGACAGUGUCUAUAGCCCUGGUGUGAUGGGAGUGAGCACGGCUGGGCCUAGGGCAGCUUAAAAAACGAAAUACACAAUUUGUGCUCGCACUCCACUGCACUGGGCUCUUUUCUUUGAUGACUCCAGAAACAGGACAGAAGAAAAAAAAAUCCAUGAUGGAGGACAAAAGAAGUACAAUAUUGGAACUGUAUGCAUUUGGGACAGUCUGUUACUGGGUGGUCUAAUGAUAACGCAAGUUGUCAUCAAUUAUUAAAACAUUAGAUUAAAUCCUCAAUUAGUAACGUUUAGUUAUUGUCAUUUACUGUAAAUGCACAGGUCCCUUCUGUAGCCAUUUGUGUAAAAGAUAGACAAUUGGACUUUGCAUUAUACACUCCUUGUCUUUCAAGGUAAUUUGUAAAUCAUGUGCUGCUUGGCCAUGUAGCAAUAUUAGGGAAUGUUCUGCUCUGGUCUGUUAUUUGUACAUGGUGUUCUUCAGAUUCAAAGCGUUCUGAAGUAGUUUAAUUACUAAAUCAAUAUGCUUAUUCUUUCUCUUUUCUUUUAUGACCAGUUUUAAAAUAUUCUAUUUUUUUGGAUCUUUGAGUGACAGAAACAGUUGAAAAUACGUGUUGCAAACUCUUUUCUAUAUGUGAGUGUCCAUAGAACAUGGGUUGACCUAAUAGGGUUAUUAGAAUUGCCAACAAUCAUAUUGCCGUUGUAAUGCUUGCACACCCACUUUGAUGGUGCUUAUAUAGAAUUUAUUAUACAGGGUGGCCAAAAGUAGGUAUACAGUUGAAUCAAUGAAAUUCAUCACAGAUUAGAUGGAUACACACUGACACAAAACAAAGCGGCAGUUACAUUCCAGGCAUUUAAAUAUCAGUGUGGCAGUUGAAAAGAAUAGUGGAUAUCAGUGUGGCAGAUAAAAGAAUUUAGAACCUAUAAUGAAAAAUGACAUAUACUUUAUACCUACUUUUGGGCCACCCAGUAUUUGUAAGAGGGAGACAAUGAGACACAGAACAUUCAGGGCAAAGUGUCUCGGCACUCUGAUUGCCCAGCACAUACCAUUAGCUGUUGACAAUUUUAACAUCAAUGACAUCAUAAGAACUGACUUUGUAUUUGCGAUGCAAGAAGAAUAAAUCUCCUUUUAUACGUAAAAUCAGGAAAGUCUGAUUGCAUUAUAUUUUUAUGUGACCCCGAAGAACAUAUAUAAAUAUAUGAUACAACAUAGAAACAUAUAAUGUGACGGCAGAUAAGAACCAUUUGGUCCAUCUAGUCUGCCCAAUUUUCUAAAUACUUUUAUUAGUCCCUGGCCUUAUCUUAUAUCUUGAAUAGCCUUAUGCCUAUCCCACGCAUGCUUAAACUCCUUCACUGUAUUAACCUCUACCACAUCAGCUGGAAGGCUAUUCCAUGCAUCAACUACCCUCUCAGUAAAUACUUCCUGAAAUUAUUUUAAACUUUGCCCUACUAAUUUAAGACUAUGUCCUCUUGUUGUGGUAGUUGUUCUUCUUGCUAUGUUGAGAUCCUUUUACCCUGCAAUCCAUGAACCAGUUUUGUAGCCCUUCUCUGAACUCUCUCCAAAGUAUCAAUAUCCUUCUGAAGAUACGGUCUCCAGUACUGAGGACUCACAAGUGCGCUGUACAAUGGCAUGAGCACUUCUUUCUAGCUUAUUUUUACCAAAAGAAAAUACAUACAUACAUAUGAAUAAGUAUCAAGUAGAAUUAUUAUUUUAAGAUUUCCUUUCCUACACCAGUCAAUAUUAUGUUUUCUUUUGGGGUUUUUUUCACGAUACAAUAUGUCCAAAAUCACGAUCUGUAGGAAUUCUAAACUACAAAAGCCAAAGGUGUUGUUUUGUACCUAAUUGGAAAACAUCCCCAUAUGUGAUAGAUUAAGGGUCAAGAGGAGAUAUAAAAAAAAUAAUGACAGCAAUUAAUAUAGUGCUUUUUUCCUAGUUGGACUCACAGAACACACUAAAGAUUUAUUUGAGUCGGCAACUGAUAAGGAAAUCUUACUCAAUCUUAUUUUAUCAAAGACAAAUAGUUGAAAUCCUGAGUCAGCCAUACCAGGAAUUAAACAUGUGAGCCUGAGGUUUGAACGGUUACUGAGUUAACGCAUAUUCAUCUAGAUUCACUAACAGGCACAGAGAUUAAAUGUGUCGGCGUAUUUCUAUUGCAACGCCAAGCCCUAAAGUAGAAGGAAACCAUACAAACUGGGGUGCCAUUGUUAUUCACUUGUUAUUCUGGUGGGUCUGUCCCCUUUGGGUGGAGCCAGUGAUGCAAAUGCAGCAUCUUUAUCCCUCUCCCACUGGCGUCCCAUUUCUCAAGAUGCCAAUGUUGUAGAGCUCUGUUAUGUACUCAACACAUCAACAAUAGAGGGAUUUGGUCCAAAAUAGGGACUGUCCCUCACAAGUAGGGACACUUGGUAGGUAUGCUAUAUGUACAUAGGAUAUUGGGGAUAUACGAAAAUAAAAAUUAUAAACUGCAAGUACAGUAAAAUACAAUAGUAUAUAUUCAGUCAGUACCUGGAAAUUGCUGGGUGAGGUGACAAUUGAAUUCCUCUGUUGGUGAUUUGAGGCCUAAAACGGCCUAAAUGUUAUACUGUACGAAGGACAUCAGCGCUGGACCCAGGUAGGUGACAGAAGGGGUUAUUAAGAGCCUUGACAAAGGGGGAAGUUUGUUUUCCUGGCACUAUAGUUUCCCUUUAACUCUGCAAUAUAAAUAUUACAAUUUCUCUUGCAGGCCUAAAGGGACGGGGACACUGCACCAAGACCACUUCCAUGAGAUGUAGUGGUCUGGGUGCCUAUAGUGCCCCUUUAAAAAAUAUAUAUUUUUAUUUACAUAAAAUGUGGUCUACAUGCCUAAUUCUGUGAUUUCUGUGCCGAAUUUAUUACAAUCUAUUUAGAGCAUAAAGAAACAGCUUGUUUGACCUUAUGGCUGUUGACGUGGCAAACAAUGGCAGUUUCAUUGAUAAAAAAAUAAACAUUGAUAUCAUUGUUUUGCUUGCAUCAGGACAUAAUAAAAACGGCUUCUUAUACAACUCCUAUGUGUCCCGAUUUAUGACAGACAGUUUUUAUUAGGACUCAAAUCCUUCUGUCUCUCUUUUCUCUCCUAAUUUUCUAAGGCCUCCGGUACUUCCGCAUGUAUUUGUAUAUUACAGUAAUAAAACUCACAGUUUAAUGUCUUUUAAACUUCAAUAAUAGUGUCUAUAAAUUAGCCGGUGUAAGUAAGACUUUGGUCAGUAAAUCACAUAAAUUGCCUUUUAAUAACCCAUACCUGUCCACACUGCCUAAAAUGGAUGUGUCCUUCUAUGACCAUUUGAACGGUUGUCAGGUAUGUUUUUAUUGGAAAAAUACAAUUAAAACAAAUAUUUAUACAUUAAUUGUAGUACUAUUCCUCCAUCCCCAUUUUGGCAUAAGCAGCUAGUGAACGGGGCCAGCUGGGAAGCCGUAAGACUAGUGAGAAGCGGAUUGCAGUAGUCAAGGCAAGAGAUGUUAGCGCUAUAACUACUAUCUGAACGUAACUUAAAAAUACUAGUUUAAAAAGAAACGCAAAAUACACAUUUUUGUUUUACAAACUCGAUUUAUAGAGAAAUACAUACUUCUCAACAUUAUGAAUGCAUGACUGGGUUAGGCAGGUGACGGUCUAAAAGGGAGUGCUAGUGGAAGAUAUAAAAAAACAAACAACAUAACUACCUCUCCGUAUAUUAUUUAGACCACCAUUUUAUGCCGCCAAUUUUUACCACUUUGCACAAAUUUGGAGAUAUAAUAAUAGUGGGAGAUACAAAUUUUCUCCUUGACGGUUCUCUAGGCUCAUCAUUGUCCCAUAAGGUAUCAGCAAACACAGCUAAUAAACAAAACGCUUCAGCUGCUAAGAUACGCCACUCCCUCCUACAACACGACUUCCUAAACACUGGACAAGCCUUACAUCCCACAGAAGUAGACUAUACAUAUCAUUCCGUUGUUCACAAUACCAACACCAGAAUUGUUAGAUUUCUGACUCCUUCUAAUAUAAUGUCUAAAAUCCAAAGCACUCAGAUAGGGCUUAUCUCCUGGUCCAAACAUGCACCUAUCACCCUGGAACUAAAUAAAAAACUCCCCAACUUAGGCUCCAGUCAGGGCCGGCGCUACCUGUAAGGCGGACUAGGCAGCCGCAGCUGCAGCCGCCCGAGCGCUCUGUAGAGAGCCUCAGGUGGCUGCAGCUUUGCCUGGGCGGUGCGUCCAUGAGGGCGGACCGCACCGCCCGGGCGAACAUGGGGAGAGGGGCUCAGCGCUCCCUCCUGUCACUCCCUCCCUGUAGCGUGGCCGAGCCCUCUAUGGUAUGGUCCGCGGGUACAGGGAGCAUCUGUCUCCUGUACCCGGCCGGACUAACAGGAAGUACACACUGAGUGUGCACUUCCUGUUUGUCUGGCCGGGUACAGGAAACAAAAGCUCCCUGUACCCGCGGACCAUACCAUAGAGGGCUCGGCCAUGCUACAGGGAGGUAGGGGGAGAAAUUGACAUGGGGGGAGAAAUUGACAUGGGGGGAAUGGACAGAGGAGGGGGGAAAUGGACGAGGGGAAAUGGACAGGUGGGGGGAAAUGGACGGGGAAUGGACAGGAGGGGGGAAAUGGACAGGUGGGGGAAUGGACAGGGAGGGGGGAAAUGGACAGGAGGGGGGGAAAUGGACAGGGAGGGGAAAUUGACAGGGAGGGGGAAUUGACAGGAGGGGAAUUGACAUUGGGAGGGGUGAAUUGACAGGGAGAGGGGGUGAAUUGACAGGGAGGGGUUGAAUUGACAGGGAGGGGGGAAGAAAUUGACAGGGAGGGGAAUUGAUGGGGGAAUGAGAGUGAGGAGGGGAGAAGAGAGUGACAAAGGGGGAGAAGAGAGUGACAAGGGAGGGGGGAGAAGAGAGGGACAAGUAGGGGAGAAGAGAGUGACAAGGGAGGGGGGGAGAAGAGAGGGUCAAGGGGGGGGAGAAGAGAUUGACAUCCAUCACACACACACAAUGCACCCCUUACACACAAAGACAAUGCACCCCUUGCACACAGAAAAACACACAAUGCAUUACACACACAGACACACACACACAAGCAAUGCAACCCUUACACACAAUGCAUCCCUUACACACAGAGAAACACACAAUGCAUUCCUUACACACACUCAAUGCACCCCUUAUAGAUGCACACACUCAAUGCAUCCCGUACAUACACAGAAACACACCUUGCAGCCCUUACACAUACAAACACAGAUUAAAAAAAUAAAUAAAGGGCCUUAAAAAAAAUGGAGCUGCUUCCCAUUCUCCCAGAACAUUGAUUUUUGUGACCACAGUUACAAACAGCCUCCAGGGAGCCUGUUCUACACCAGACCAGUGAAACCAGACUGCAGCUAGAGCCCAUCAUCAUCCUCAUGUGGUUGUAAGUAGGCAAUCUAGUAUAUUAUUCGUGGCACUAAUCUCUAGUCCCCAGAACCACUUCAGCUUAAUGUAGUGGUUCUGGUGUCCAUAGCCUGUCCCUGCAGGCCUUUUAAUGUAAACACGGCGGCACUGCAGCACUGGCGUUCGUUAACAUGGCAGAUCAUAUGGGUGGGGCAUUGUGAUGUCACAUGGGGGGGGAGGGGAGGGGGCGGCAAACUUUACUUUUGCCUAGGGCGGCAAAAAUCCUUGAACCGGCCCUGGCUCCAGUUCAUGGAGAAUCAAAGACAGUCUCCUACAUAUCCCUUCCAUUGUUGACAAAGUAAAAGACUUGCUGACCUAUUUUAAUUUCAACACUCCCGCGGAUAGGAGCAUUGAAAAUGAGUGGCAGGCCCAUAAAUCAGUAAUCAGAGGAAGUUUUAUUAGAACAAAAAAAAAAAAACACGGACGAAAGCUUACAGUGACUUAAUACAUAAACUUACCAAUCUGACACAUAAAAAAUCCACUAACACACAAAACAAAUUACAAUUGUUACAGAUCAAGCUUAGAGACAUAGAAUUAGAAAAAAAACACGUUCAUGCAUAGAAAAUACAAACAUAAAUUCUUUGCCCAAGGAAAUAGAGCUGGAUCCCACCUUGCCUCCCAAUUGAAAGCACGUAUGUGCCGUACAAAAAUUUAAUACAUCCUAUACAAUCUCACAGAUGACCCCCAGGUCACCACAUCUUCAAUAAAGGCUAUCCAAAACAUUUUAGAUAUAAUGGAGCUCCCCAGGCUACUGCCAGAAUCGCUUGGUCACCUCUCAGAGCCUUUCAGCUGUCUCAAAGAAGAAAGGGCCAUCAAAGAGCUACCAGCUCAUAAUGCUCCAGACCCAGAUGGUUAUCUAUUCACAGGUAGAUGCACGCAGAAAAUGUAUGUAUAGGUUGUACCUCACCCCUACAAAACUUCACAACAUUUCCCCUACUGUUUCUAACAUGUGUUGACAAUGUGGGGCACAUAGGGUGGUCAUGCUCUAAUAUUUAGCCAUUGUGGGACACAGAACGAGACCUAUUCGCUAGCCCAUUUACUAACUCAAUACAAGCGAACACACACACUUGAUUAUUUCUCCUCCUCUCAACUACACUCCCUAAUGCUUCUAAGCAGCUCGGAGCCACUGGAAACAACAAAAUGUCCCACUAAAACUCAACUCAUAGAUAAAGUACAACAAUACUAUACCUCCGAAUGCAUGUCAUUAGAUUCUCCUUCACAGUUCCAGCAUUUCAAAGAUGCCUAGCAACUGUGGAUUAACCUUUCUAGAGAAUUGACUUAAAGUUAUAAUUAAAAAAAUAAAAUAAAUUAUAGGCCCAACAGGAUUCACACACUGGGGACCACCACAGACCCGCAACUCGCUGGGUGAUCCUCGAUAAUUGUUUAUGCAUAUCACCUCUUAGGUUCAUAUCCGAGUACUAAUAAAUGGAAAUCUGAAAACCAGGUUCCCUUCUCCCCCUCUCCUUUUUUUCUUUCUGUAUCCUACCCCAUCUCUGCAAAGCAAAGGGAAGGGGGGACUUUUUUUUUUUUUUAAGUUAGCAGCCACAGGCUGCUCCCUGUUUAAUAGACAGGCCCUUACUCGCGGUAUAGCCGAGUAGGGGCAUAAUUUACUAAUACUAAGUAAUAUUUAAAUUUAGGUCUUUGAGCCUUUUAGUAGAUAGCUACCUAAUACCGUGGGAAUUAGGGAGUUAUCUACUUAUUCAUUCCUGUCAUUACAUUGAUAGGCUAAGUAACUUACAUUUUAUAUGAAUGUGUUACUUGAUUGUUGUAAGUGUUGCAAAUGCUUACAGCUGAGUCCUGGCUAUAUUUGUAUACUUUUUAUUUAAAAUUGUAUAUGGUGUAACAUUCUUCAUUCUUUCACUGGGUAAGUAUAUUAGUUCUUAGGCAAUACUGUGCUUCGGAACUUCGGCACUUUGACACUUCGGAACUUUGGCAUCUUAGGAACUUCAGCACUUCGGAAUUUCGGCACUUCGGAAAUUCGGUAAUUUCGGAACUUCGGGACUUCGACAAUUCGGCAAAUCAUCUAUUCAGACAUUCGGAAGUACCCGAAUGUCCGAAUUUCCCGAAAUUCUAAUAACUAAUUGCACAUGUCUAUCAGCCAGUCUAUUCAAUUUACUAGGCAUAUGUCUGGCUUGAGACAAAUAUUAAAUCACAAACCUUUAAGAACCAACCGCCUAAGCCAAUUGAUUACCUUCAAUUACCUUCAACCUUGAUUACACUUAGCCUUUAAUGAAUUGAUUACCAUGACUACACUUAAAUUGUCACAUGUGUCAAUCAAACGCCAAUCUCUCCACUCUUCCCCCAUAUGUAUGUAGCUGCUACUAUAGGAAACAAUUACAACAAUGUUAAAUUCUUUGUUAACCCUUCCUGCACCCACGACCAUUCUUGCGCACACCACUGGCCACUCCAAUAUAUACUGAAACCAAUGGCACCUGCUGCAUCUGUGAACAGCUCCAGACUGUCAAAUCUGUCUGUUUUAAUUCUCGUUACUCUAACGUGCGCAAAGUGAGAUUUGAUGUUUGCCAUUGUCAUACCCAAUUUCCUAGAAAAUGCUACCCUCAUUGGAAUCACCCUAAUGCAAAUGUCCACACACCUAAUAAUGACUGUAGCAACUUUAAGGUCACUUUUCCUGUUGAAUCAGCAUCUUCAUCCUUGAUACUUUUCUUCCGGCAACCUAAACUCCAUAUUUGAUGAAUCAAUGAUUAUACCAAGGAACUGUAAAGAACAAGUGGGUAAUACCGUCUUAUCUGCAGCCACAGGGACACCCGAUUCCUAUGUCAUUUUUAGAAAACGUUCUAAUAAAUGUUUACAGUUACCACUAUCUUUAGUGCCCACAAACAGAAAAUCAUCCAAAUAAUGCAUUAUCUGUUUCCAACCGGAUUCAUACUUAACUAUCCACUGAAUGAAAUGCCUCAAAUAUGGACAAACAAAGCACCACCCAUUGGUAAACACUUAUCGAAAUACUUUCCUUCAAAUUGAAAACCCAAAGAGUUAAAUGACUCCGGAUGAAUUGGUAAUAACCCAAAAGCAGAUUAAAAUAUCUCUUUUUGCCUUCAGUGCUCCCCAUUCUCCCCUUUCUAACUUCAACGCUUUAUCCAGGUUACAUAAGACACUGAACUUUCCAUUUAAUGAUUCACCUUUUGGAUAUGACAUGCGAUGUCCUAAUCUAUAAGCCUCUAGUUCCUUCUUUGAUACUAAACCUAAUGAGGAUAACCUAUUAAAAUGGGGGAGGGGGAUCGAAAGGGCCAUAAAUUCUAUCUAACUUUAACUCCUUAAAAUCUUCUCCCAUGCUGUAUAUGGCAACUCUAAAACCGAUUUAAAAUUUAAACCCACUCACAUUGAACCGAACUAUAUACAGUAAAAUGAAGUCUAGUUUUCACCAAAUUUGGAUAUAUUUCUAGAUAAAGCAGUAAUGUUUUGAAACAACAAAAUUAGGGUGUACACCAGAGCACGUACACAUGACGGAAUCUACAAUUACUUAACUGUUUACAUUGAGAUUCAUUACAUGUCCAACAAAACUCUUUUUUUUGUGUGUGUAUUAUUUGUACUAACCUGCCUGUUAGCAUAAGUUGUCAAUCUCUGAGGUCACAUCAUGUUCACCCAGAGCCCAACAUCUUUCAUACCCCACCUCAAGUUACUAUGAACCUCUAACUUUUGACAGAAGUGUUCGUCAUAAUAAAACCAUGCUAAGCCCCUGUAAUAUUUUUUUAUAUAUAUAAGUUUCCCAAAUAGCCUCUGUAUGCUAAAAUAAAUCGAAACAAAAUUUGGAAUACUUCGCCUAACACACUGUAAAAAAUGAAAAAGGAUUGAAGCCAAUUGUUAAGAGACCCGAGUAAAAUUUUUCCCGUCUUCAUCCCUAUUCUACUUAGUAAACUCUUUUUAUGUAGUAACAGCAAGAGGAUAUCACUGUAAUCUCCCUUUAUAUCCUAUCUUUUAUUGAUUUGCUUAAAUGAAACCCAGAGGGGAGCUUUCACACUGUAAUAUUCAAGAUUCUUUCACUCUAACCUCCUCUCUCACAGACUGCGUGACUUUAGGACUAACUGUGAUGGUUUCCUUGCCUUGGUCCUAAGCUUUCACUAAACUAAGUGUCUGUAAUAAUUUAGUAAUCUUUUCAAGUGAGGAAACUACCUCACCUAAAACAGCAUUAUGCACAGUUUUUUUGUGACUCACCCAGCUCAUGACUGUAACCCAUGAGCCCUGCACCUAAUGCCAACCUCGCGCUACCUCUAAAAUUAACCUUUUGAUACUUACCCACAAACCUCCGCUCCAUCAAACCCCAUGAGGCUGCUCCUUAUGUGUCCGCCCCCGCCUGACAGGACUUUCCUAAUGGUCUUCCCCUUGUAAACUAUGUUUUCCUGUAACAAAACUGAAAUAUGCUUAUUAAUACCAUAUGUUUUCCUGUAACAAAACUGAAAUAUUCUUAUUAAUACCAUGCUUAUUCCUUUUAUCAAAAAAGAAAAAGGAAUACACCCGUUGGACCUACCAGGUGUAUUGGUCCAGGACUUAACCCUUAAGUCAACUAUAGAAAUAAUUUGCAGCUCCCAAAAGAAAACAGAUGGGAACUGCUACCUGGUAUAGAAGUAAAACAGAAGGUAACCUUAUAAUGCAUACCUAGUACUAGUAAAAUACAUGGCCAGUGAAAAAUAAUAAUAAAAAAGGCAUUACUGAUCUGUCUAGUGAUCACUUAGACACCCAGUUAUCAACGAGCCCCUCCUAUAUUAUUAUUAUUAAUAUAUACUGCAUAUAUUAAUAAUAAUAUAGGAGGGGUUAGUUGGCCCUUUUUCUACGCCUCCUCUUUCAUUGAUAUCUAGGAGUUCAAGUGAUCACUAGACAGAUUAGUAAUGCCUUUUUUUAUUUAACUUGUUAAGCAUUAUAAGGUUACUUUCUGUUCUAUUUUCUAUACCAGGUAGCAUUUCCCUGGUUUCUGUUUUCUUUUGGGAACUGGAAAUGAUUUCUAUAUCUAUAAUAUCAUUCUUUGCACUUUUAGUUAUACUAGAAAAUAUAACUGAAACAAACAAAACAAAGCCAGUAUCAGUGUAAGUGAAGGUCUGAAGUAAAUAUCCUUCAUUGUUGUCUAUACCAAAACAUUAUUCUCUAAAUCGUUGUUUUUUGUUCAUGUUGACAGGAAGCAAGCUGUGGCUUUGUCAUCAUUCUUAUGGCAUUAUUCUGGUGCACUGAAGCCCUCCCCUUGGCAGUUACUGCCCUGUUUCCGGUGCUGCUCUUUCCUAUGAUGGGCAUCAUGGACUCAACCGCGGUAAGUUCACUCAUGAGAAAUAAAGAAAAGGACUUACCCAUGAGCUUGAAAAUAUUAGUAAACAUCAGAUUUCUUUAUUAAUAGUUGUGUCUCAUCAACUUACAAACCUGCUUAUUGCUUAAUUUUAUCUGAGAUGAACUGAGCCUUGUCACAUGUUCUUGGAGUGGCCUGUUUGCCAGCCUCCUGCCUCAGGACUGUGGGCCAUGUGAAAAGGCUCAUAAAAGACCUUGUUCGUGCCUUUUUGCUAUUCUGUUCGGUAGAUUGCAUUCCCCUCCUAUUCUAACAGUCCUGUUCGACUACCGAACAAUGGCACAUACCAGGGACCACCCAGGAGCUUGUUAACACCUAUUAACACCUUGGAACACUUCUCACUGCAGUGUUCUAAUUAUUCGUCUGGGUGGCUGCAAUUCCUAUGGACAACUACGAGGUGGCGGCCAUCUUGUUCGCAUGAAUGCAGGCAGCGGUGUUUGGGCAUGAAUCUCAUGGAACUAAAAUCGGACACGGAAACUCCCAAACACCGCUGGACUUCCAUCAAAAAUAAGACUUCAUGGAAAUUCCUGAACAUCUGAACUGAUCUGGGUGAUUUUGGGAUUUUUUAUGUUGGUCACACAGAUCAGGGCUAUCAUGGGAUGUAACUUUUGUGGGAGUUUUGUAGGUUUUAAGGUAUUUUGGGGGUUUGUAAAAAUGUGUGUUUUUUGUAUUUGGAGAUAAUUGAGUUUAGUAUAGUGCUUGACUCAAUUAUCUCCCAGGCAUAGGGGAGGGAUUGACCUAUUUUGUAUGGGAGUGUCCUGCACCUGAGAGCCAAUGUGAUUGUGUAUUUAUUUCUACUGUGGUUUACUCUCAGGUCCAGGAGCGAGUGCUCCUUGCAUGGGGACUGUCUUAAAAGGCCAGUUGUGGCUACCAUUAAACUGAGAUUCGUUUUACCCUUCAUGAAGUCUAGACUCAUGUUUGGGGGAUUGGAGAGCUAUAUUCACUCUGGGGAUUGCUAUAAUCACUAUACUCCAUUGGAUCACAAUGAUUGCUCUUGUAAGAGCAGCCUGCUUCGCUCUCUGGACUAGGAGAGGUCUACCCACUGAAAACUGGAUCCUGGUCUUGGGUCCAGGGUGGGUGGAGGACAGCAAAACCCCAACCAUGCUGCGGCGGUUUGUGGGGUUUAUGGUGGUUAUGGUGUUCCAGUGCAUGGUGCUCGCAAGUACUAAGAAGCAGCGAUUGACAAAGGUACCCGGUCGGGGUGCCAGGCAAUCCGUCACAAUUUCUAUAGCAGCUCAGCUAACCUACAGAUUAGGAACAUAGGCCUUGAUUUAAUAAGCUUUAUAAAUGAUUCGAUAUUGUUAAAAAAAAUUCCAAAUGAUUUAUCUACAAAAAUUCCUGUAUACUUUAAUGCUGAUUACUGUAGACAAAUCAAAAGUUUUUUUGUAACAAUAUUAAAUCAUUUGGAAAGUUUAUAAAUCGAGGUCAAAGUAAGAAAUUCACUCGUGCUGAGUUUGCCCAUGGACUUUCCAGGCUUGCAGUUGCAUAUGACUUUUAAGGCCUGACUAGUAGUUACUGUCCUAGUUAUCUAGGUUGAUCUAAAAAAAAAAGGUAGAAAACCCAGUGUGAGGCAAUUUCCAGUUGUUCCCUACUAAUGUGGGAAACCCAAACCCAAAAUUCCAAUUCCUCCUAGAUGUGACAGCCUCCCAAAGGGUUAUUUUGGGGUUCUUUAUCCUUGUCUUAACGUUUUUUGUUUGCCAACCUUAUACGAAUAUUUGCUCUCUAGGUGAGAUGAUGCUUAGCUUCUCUUGCAACUUUCAUGUUGGUAUCAAGGAAAUCUCUAAGUUCGCCAAAGAACGAAAUAAGAGAGAACAUUUAUUAUGGCUUUCCAUUUUCUCAACUAAUUUCCAAAAGUAAUGAGGUAUUCAAUGGCAUCCACCAAUCUUCUGACCAUAGACCAUAUGAUGAAGCCGUAUAAUGGAACAUGUAGAAACAUGUACACCCUGUUUCUGUAUUUAGGAUUAGAAUCUGCUAAACAAAUUAAAAACUGAUUUCAUGAAUUCCAAAAUUAAAUCAACCAAACUUUCUAAUUACAUGAUUUAAGCAUCAAUUGACCAAUAUGAGGAUUUGUGACAUACAGAGUGCUAAGAAGAUAUACAAAGAACUAGAGACUCUUAGUGUUGAAGAAUAGUAUAAAAACCAUCUGUACAGAGUACAGGACUGUAGGACAGCAUUUCAAGAAUUACUGAAGCUAUUCUAAUUGCAAGAUGCAGUGAUUAUCUGAGUAAAUUUGGUAAUGCUUUAAAUUUACCUAAUAGAGAAAUAGAAAAUUAAGAAAUAACUUAAAUGUGCCUGUUUCAAUGGCAUUAAAAAAAAGAUGGUUCAAUGGUUAUGGCGCUUACAGUUUCUCUUACAGCUCUCUCAAAGUGGCAGAAUAUAUUAUUAGAUACUAAAUGUAGAUUUAGUCAAUAGUAUUGCUAUGUUAGGCUUGGCUUGUUGGAAAAUAAAAAACGUGUCCGAUAAAAAAAUACACAGUUUGUUUUGUCUGUGUUAUUCAUUUUUAUACAUCUAUAGAUCUUCUAUAUCUUUUGUGUUUGCUAAUCCCUUAUAUUUAAGAUCUAUAGAUGUAUAAAAAUGAAUAACACAGACAAAACAAACCAUGUAUUUUUUUAUCGGACACGUUUUUUAUUUUCCAACAAGCCAAGCCUAACAUAGCAAUACUAUUGACUAAAUCUACAUUUAGUAUCUAAUAAUAUAUUCUGCCACUUUGAGAGAGCUGUAAGAGAAACUGUAAGCGCCAUAACCAUUGAUUGAGGGUCCCUUGAUGUAUGCAGCCAGGUCCCACUCUGCAGCUUAGGUUAAUGUUUCCUUGUUAGACUGAGCAACGAUGGGCAGCAGGCUAAUAGCUUUUGCUGCACGCCAAUUGGUUAUAUGAGUUGGUAUGACUAAUGCCGAAUUACACUUUGUUUUAAGCCUGCAUCCAGUGGGAGGCUGAGCCUUGGGCCCCUGGGGACCCUCAGUCCAGUUUAAAACGGUUUUACACUAAACCAUAGGACAGUACAUGGUUUUACACUAAACCAUAUGACUGUACCAGAGGACUACAGCCAACAUCACCACUUUAAUCAGAUGAAGUGUUUAUCGUGCCUAAAGAGUUAAAGCCACCAUAACCACUUCAAUCAGAUGAAGUGGUUAUCGUGCCUAGAGAGUUAAUUUAAUGUAAAUGCUAUGUGCUGUUCCCUCAAGCUUUGUGUAUAAAUGUUAGUCAUUUUUGCUAUGUUCUGUUCCCUCAAACUUUGUGUAUAGAUGUUGGUCAUUUUAGAAGCAUCUGGAAGAUAUGAACUUGUUUAGAUGAUAUAUUUUGCUGUAAAGGUGUAACAUUGAAAUAAACACAUAAGAGCAUAAGUACAAUACAAAAUACCAAAGAAUUCCCAUUUUAAAACUAGUUAGUGUUUUGUGUGACCUCCAUUACAACAUGUAAGUAAAUUUAAAGAAUCUGGGUGACACAAACACAGAAAAUGCAGUGAAAGACCUCAAAACUGCUCUGCAUGUUACAAGCACAUCUCUCUUGAGGGACAGAAGAAUAUCAAGUGAUAUACAAGUAUAGAACAUGCUAGACAACUAUACUUUGCCCACAUGGUAUAAUAAACACCACUUGACCAUGGCAUUGGGUAUACAAGCUCUUUCAUCUCUUAUAUGAGGUCAGUGGUAAAGAGCAGAUGCAUUGGAUAUUAUUCAGUAUUUAUUAGAAUCAUUUAUUUAUAUGUUGAUAGUUCUACAGCGAUACAUACAUUAUAUAAUGUGUGUAACUUGCAGUUAUAGUUAUAGCUUAAAACCCCAAUGCAGAGAGAGUUCAGGCACACAGAUUCCAUCAUACUGCAGACUGGAAUACUGGAAUAAGCACAUGACAACAUUCCAACUGAUAUGGACAGCCUUGAUGAUAUCUUAAAAGACAGACACAAUCAAUCAAUCAAUUUAUAUUUAUUUAUCUUUAUAUUCCAGGUGUGCAGUCAAUACCUGAAAGACACUAACAUGCUGUUUAUUGGAGGGCUCCUGGUCGCAAUAUCUGUUGAAAAAUGGAAUUUACACAAGCGUAUAGCCCUGAGGGUGCUUUUGAUCGUUGGAGUUAAACCUGCUCUGUAAGUUUUCUAUUAGGCAACAGCUCUUAGCCGUCACUUGUUGUACAAUCAUUCCUUUUGCCAGGUUAGCAGAGGCACUCCACCAAUAUUUGUACAAAAUUUGCCUCCCCCAUUUAUACAAAAUUAAAGGGAAAUGAUACGAACCAAGAUUUUUUCGGUAUUCAUUUCCUUUAUUUAAAUUUAAUCCAUUCUACCACAAAGCUUCUGAUAUGAUUGUUUUCACUUGAAAAUUCAACACUUUUUAUCAUCAUAAUUAAUUUAAGUUUACUAUGGCACAGAAGGCACCACACUGGGCAUGAAUCUCUGAUUUACAAGAGCCUGAACUGAAAUUGAUUGACACCCUGUCAGAUUUACUGAAAAUAUGGUAAUCUCUCUUUAACUUGAUCCAAAAUCCACAAUGUAGCUAGUAGUGAUUCAGUAGAGAAUUGUGGAAAACACAGAGUAUUCCAGGACGAUGCAUUCCCCCUUAAUUAGCAUAACCACGUGAAAAAAUGUGUUAAAUGGGUAAACCGUAAAUGGUAAACUAGCUCACUGUGAAAUUUUCUCUUUAUUUUCACUAUAACUUAUUUUAUUUAUUUUCUAAUCUAUUUGCCCAGUGGAUGCACAAGUACCGGUAUGCAUGAAUUUCAGAAAGUAGUUCAUAUUAAUACAUACAUUGUAUGGGACUUCCUUUCUGAUAGAUUCCUUAGCUAUUUAGAGCUGAUUCCAAAUCAGAACUCAGCUGAAGGAAUUUAGCAUCUGAAUUGCAUGAAUACAUCUCUGUUUUCACCAAUUAUGGCUAGGUAAGUCCAGAGUUUAAUGAAUCAUUCAAUUUGUACUCAAAUUAUAGAAUUAUUCAUCUUGAAGUCACAGCUUGCUACAUUUUUGUUCACAUUAUUUACAUUCAGUUGAUGAUACCCAGUUCUAAUUUUCAUAGUGUUUCAAUGAAGAAAAUGAAUGGUAACUCCUUCAUAUGGAAGCCAUGUAUUUUAAUAUUUUUCUGACUUGUUUUCUAUAGAAAGCAACUUGUGAUUUCUUGACAUUACAAGUUGUUUUCUCAACAUAACAAAUCAGAAAAGUAUAAAAAAAUACAUGACCUCUCUGGCCUUCCACAUAUGAUGAGAGAAUUCUGUUUUAUCAUAAUACAAUUAAAAAAUAACUAUCCUUUAUGCCAGCUCAAUGGUUAGGGAUAGUAUAGAUGUGCUGAUAUUACAAAAAGUAUAGUAAAAUACUCAAAAUUCUCAAAGUGAAGCCACACCGUGGUACUUUUCACCUCCCUUGGCAUGAUUGUUGGUCUACUCCAGAAUAAUGUACUUUGUAUAUGUGUCAAAGAGGAUACCGGGUCACCAGCAUAUAUGUACGAAACUUGCUUCUUACCCUUGAUAUAUAGGUGAAAAUGGAUGUGAGCUAAGCAUUUUUGUUAUUUUUAUGACAUCUUGUGUGUGCGAUUUGAUAGUCCAAACCAAGAGGAACCAAGAAAGUCCAUCACUAUAAAAGUUGCUGCUCAUUUUAAAAUCAAAUCCACAUAUCUUACUGUGUCCACUGGUUAUAGGAAAUCCAUAUAAGACAAACCAUUGGUGGUGAAUUUAUGCUAUUGAUUUGUAGUGCCAAUUUCCCAUUUCAGGUUUCAUUACAAAUAUAAAGUAAGACAUUUACAAUCCCAUUUCUUUCUUCUGUAGACUAAUUUUGGGUUUCAUGGUGGUUACAGCCUUCCUGUCUAUGUGGAUCAGUAACACAGCCACAACAGCCAUGAUGAUCCCCAUAGCACAGGCAGUGUUGGAGCAACUUCACAGCUCAGAGGAAGAACUGGAUAGGAAUCCUAAAGAAAAUUCUAUUAACACCAGCGAGAAAAAGGAGUCUCCACUGAAUGGGAUUGUGAACCAGAGCUUUGAGCCUAAUAGGAACCAAGAACAAGCUUUUGAGAUGAAAGAGAGCAGCUCCUUAGAUCUGACCACCACCACAAGUCAAGAAAAAGAAAGUAAGUAUCUUCAAAAACUAAAGCUAAAUCACACAUUGAAAUUGUACCCCCCGAUUCAGUGAUUUUUUGUUUGCUAAAUACAUGUCCUGACCCUCUAGAGGUCACGUUUAUAGCAACAAAUAUUAAGUCAGUAUUCAUAUCCAGGGUCGAAGCAGCCUGCCCUGGUUUUUGGUAAGGAAAUUAAUUUUUAGAAGUCAUUUUGUUAAAAAAGCUCUUUAAAGGUUUACCAGUUUUAAAGAGGCAUUCCAGCCACGAUAACCACUACAGGUCAUUGUAAUCUUUAUGGUGCAAAGGGUCUGUAAGCUCCGUUUGUAUAUUUGUUAAAGCAUUAUAUAUAUAUAUAUUUAUGUAUAUAUAUAUAUAUAUAUACAUAUAUUCUAUUCACACAUAUAUAUUCUAAUUAUGCAUUGUUAAUAUAACUUUUUCCUUGGUUGAUUAGUGUCCGGUGCUGGAGUACUCAGCAUUUUCUUAUUUGUGUUUUGCAGACAAUGGCACCAUUGUUGUUGACUUUGAUGACUACAAAAACAAGCAAUUGGACAGGCUUGAGAAGCACAUUAAACUCUGUAAAGGCAUGAGUCUGUGUGUGUGUUAUUCUGCAAGUAUUGGGGGCAUUGCCACACUUACUGGCACCACACCCAACCUUGUCAUGAAAGGACAAAUGGACGAGUAGGUACUAGGAUGGUUCAGAAGAAAUAAUAAAUCAUUUGAAAAAUGCUUAUCCAAAAAUAUUACAUCAACUCCUUGUGUGUGUUUGUGUUCAUGGUUGUGAACAUUGUUCUUAUUUAGGCAUGCUAAAGGGAAAAGGUGAAAUCUAUAUCAAAUUAUGAAAAUACAACACAUGGAGUAUAUUCACACACUACAUAUAUUCACAUGGCAUCCAUUCAUUAGCACUGCAAUCAUGCUCUCACUCUGCGUUAAUUCAUUGAUAUAUUACAUUCAUACACUAUUGACACAUGAUAUUCAUAUGAUAGAAUAUCAAUUACUUAUAUAUUAUAGUUCUUUUUAAUACCUGUUAUUAUUUAGCCCUUUUACCAUUUUCAAUAACUCUGUCGAUAUCCGUCAAUAUGUUGUACCACCUUACCUAAUUUAUAUAUUUUUUUGGUGGUGGGGGCAAGACAAGGAUUUGUCUGAGAAUUCUGUGCCUAUCAGCACUGGGUCAUGUAUAUGAAUAUAGAUUAAAAAAAAACAAUUUCUCUUUGCUACAUCAGUCAAAUGUGUUUCUUUCCUAGGCUUUUCCCGAAGAAUGAUAAUGUAAUAAAUUUUGCCUCGUGGUUUGGAUUUUCCUUCCCAACAAUGAUUGUUUUACUUGCCCUUUCCUGGAUCUGGCUUCAGAUUAUGUUUCUGGGAAUUAAGUAAGAAAUUUAUUUUUUAUACCUGUAAUGUCACUAAUCUUCACUGAAGUACCCCAGAUAUACCAUAGUAAUUUCAAUGGCAGAUGAUGUCUUUCCUAUGAAGCCCAUAUUAAUGAAUGCUAUAGGCCUAUUUUUAUUGAGCUAAUAAUAAUAAUACACUUUUAGCAUAGUUUCUUAAUGACUUUGUAUCUCUUAAUACAUUUUAGACCAUUUCCCUAGCUUACCCUUUAGACCAAGCAGCAUGUCAAGGAAAAAGCAGACCUCUGUCCCUCUUUUGGAAACAAACAAAACUGUUGGAGAUACAAAUCUCCCUGCGUCUCUUUUUUAUCAUUAUGUCCCUCUUAUUAGAUCACAUACAUAGUGAUUUACAGGUUGUGAAGCCUGCUCAAAAUUCAUAGUUAUGUCCAAUGCCUCUUUUUACCAUUUUUUCCCUUAGGCUUAGACAUCUUUAGUUAGGGUACAGAGAAUGCACAUAUAGUGAAAUUAGUUUUCUUUAGAUAAUAAGUGUUAAAAUAAUAAAUAUGUAUUUGAAUAAUAAUUUAAAGGACCACUAUAGUGCCAGGAAAACAAACUCGUUUUCCUGGCACUAUAUAGUCCUCAGGGCCCCCCUCUUGCUGGGCUGAAGGGGUAAAAACCCCUUCAGCCACUUACCUUAAUCCAGCACCGGGCUCCCUCGGUGCUGGUGAUCUCUACUCCCCCUCCAACGUCAGCUCCCGAGUGGAGCCCAAUGCGAAUGCGCGGCCAGAGCCGCGUGCGCAUUCAAACCGCCCAUAAGAAAGCAUUACUCAAUGCUUUCUUAUGAAUUUUCUGCGUGCUCAAUGUGAUUUUCGCAUUAAGUGUCACGGAAGCGCCUCUAGCGGCUGUCAGGAAGAGAGCCACUAGAGGCUGGAUUAACCAUUAAACAUAGCAGUUUCUCUAAAAUGGCUAUGUUUACAGCUACAGGGUUAAAACCUGGGGGACCUGGCACCCAGACCAUUUCAUUAAGCUAAAGUGGUGUGGGUGACUAUAGUGGUCCUUUAACUUCCAUCUCCUGAACCACAAUUUAACUUCCAUCUCCAUUUUAACUUACAUGUCUUGACUAUGACAUUACAGUAUUCAAUUCACAUGUUAAAAGGUAACAUUUUAUUGAUGACUAUUACAUAAAAGUGUUAUCUUACAUGUGUUUCUCCCAGGUUUAAAGAGAAUUUUGGUUGUGGCAAGAACCCAGAGCAGAAGGAAAAAGAGAAGAGAGCUUACGGGGUAAUCUCCUCAGAACACAAGAAGUUGGGCUCCAUGAGUUUUGCAGAGAUCUGUGUGCUGGUUCUGUUUAUUCUUUUAGUGAUCCUGUGGUUCACACGGGCACCGGGCUUCAUGCCAGGCUGGGCAACAAUCAGUUUUAACAAAGAUGGCAAAGAGUGAGUGUUUGAAGUGCACCAGUCCUAUCCCUACAUCAUUUUCAAUGAGAUUUAUCAGGGCAAAAACAGUUGUUGUUGUGGGGCAAAGUGUUAAAUAAGGUGCCAUUGCCAUUGAAACCAAUAGAAUGAUUCUCACCAUUUAGCAUUUUGAAUCAGGAAUAGAACCUGUUUUGCCUUGAUAAAAUAUCACUAGUUAUCUAUACUUAUCUAAAAAUGUGUACUGUUUAGAAGGUGCAUUGUAUUAGAUAUAAUACGAUUUAGCAAAUUAGAAAAUCCCAAUAAUACACCAAUCAGGAGAAGUAGGAUAAAACCUAAUUAAUCUGAAAUACAAAUGCAUUGUUAAUAAUAGUGAAACCUCAACUAAGGGAUUGUAUUGUAUUAAGAAGAUAACUUUGUUAAAGGACUACUCUAGGCACCCAGACCACCUCAGCUUAAUGAAGUGGUCUGGGUGCUAGGUCCCUCUAGGGUUAACCCAUUUUUUUAUAAACAUAGCAGUUUCAGAGAAACUGCUAUGUUUAUAAAUGGGUUAAUCCAGCCUCCAAAGCCUCUAGUGGCUGUCUCAUUGAAUUAUGAAUUCUUUCCUAUGAGACAGGCUGAAUGCGCGCGCAGCUACUGCCGCGCAUGCGCAUUCAGCCGAAGAGGAGGAUCAGAGGCGCAGAGGAGGAGGAGAGCUACCCGCCCGGCACUGGAAAAAAGGUAAGUUUAACCCCUUUCCUCUCCCCAGAGCCCGGCGGAAGUGGGACCCUAAGGGUGGGGGCACUGUCAGGGCACUAUAGUGCCAGGAAAACGAGUAUAUUUUCCUGGCACUAUAGUGGUCCUUUAAGAGUAAAAUAACUGAACUGGUCUGAAAAGUGAAUAAGUGCACAGUGAUUAUGUAAUAAUGUAAUCAUUGUUUACUUUUUGGACCAGUUUAGUUAUUAUCUUCUUAAUAAAGUUAUUUUCUUAAUACAACAUAAUUCUUGGUGUCUUCCUUUAGUUACGGUUUAUUUGUAUAAGAAGAUUUUGCACUGAUGCACACAUAUUGACUGGCCAAUCAUACUGUCAGUAAAUUGCCAACAGGGAAAUAUGAAUUUAAUUCACAUAUUAGCAUUUGCAGGUUCCAGAACAGGAGGUAAUCUGAAUAUAUUAACUGCUGGCCCUUGUUCAAUGCUUAUUACUAUAAUCAGUAUCUAUCUUGUAUAUUCUCUUCCAGGCACUUCUGUAACUCAUUGGAGCGAUGAAAGGAGUUACAAAGUGUGUUUCUGCAACUCAUUCAGGCUAGACGAUCAACCACGCGUUUUAUGAUUUUUUAUUAACAAUAUUACAAAACAAUUCUGCAGAAGAAUUGCAAAUCUCACUCAGAAAUGUUGCUAUAGUAACCAUUUUACAUGGGCGUAGAAUAAGUGAUAUGUUUGUAGCAACUGUUUGGAACCUAUUGUAAAACAAGAGUGCUUAAAAAUGGUUCCAACCCAUAGCUAAACACAAUUAUUUAUGCAGUAUAGUAAACGGUAUUAGCUUAUGUGUUUUGGUAGACACUGCACUGCAUUAAUGUCUUCACUCAUUUCUGUUACCUUUACCAGCUACGUCACAGAUGCUACAGUGGCGAUAUUCAUUUCCCUUAUGAUGUUCUUAUUCCCAUCCGAGAUGCCAUCAUUUAGAUUUAAGGAUACAACACAGCCAGGUAAAUACCAGCUGCAGUUUGUUUCUUAGUCCAUGUGUAUACCAUGUACAAAGUUAUGAUGAGUUGAAAUAUGUUAUUCUGAAAGAUGUAAUGUUUGGGUGAUGGAAGCACUCACAAGAUACACAGUCAAAUCGUCAGUUUAGUAAGAUCGCUGCUUUCAUUCCUAAUUGUGGACCUUUUGCACCAUAUGUUUAGCUAUGUCAGUGCUUAUUGACUAAGCCCUUCCACUAACAGAAUCCAACUUUUAUAAUUUUUUGUUCAGCUAGCACUCCAUACUUUCUACCACUUUACCCAAACUGUUGUAUGCUGAAUAUUUCCACUGUAGUUUUUACAUUAUAUUUAACACCGGAAUGAAGAUGAAGAUCUAUUCUAGACAGCUUUUGGGCCAACACAUGAUGUUUCUGUUUUCUUCCCACUGGAAACAUCCAUCACAGGGGCCCUAUUUGGUUACCUUUGUUUGAAUUGUUGCCAAAUCACUAAAUUUUAGGAAAACAAAUGUCAGACUCUAUUAUGGAUUCAUUCAAGCCUAGUAAUGAUCCAAGAGCACCUGCCUUGCUAAGACUUCUCAUUGAGCUGCAUUGGGAAGUCUGUGAUUGGACAGCCACAGAAAGUCUUGGCGAGGUUAGAAAGAGAGGGCUUGCAAACAGGGCCAGUACUACCAUAAGGCGGCACAAGCGUCCGCCUUACGGUGCACCAACCCGAGGGGUGCAAAAAUGUCCGAGUGACCGGCGGGAGCAUGGAGAACUUCUCUUCCACCGGUCACUUUCUGCAGCAAUGCCCAUGGCAGUAAUUUACUCAGCUGGCUGUGUGAUGGAGGGGGAAAACGUGCAGCCACUGAGGGAGGGGGGUGGAGCAGUGAGGAACGACUGCAGCCAAUCUCUUAAUGAGCUAAAGGUCCGCUGGGAUAUGUGACAUCAUAUCCCAGCGGCUAACUGCUGUGGAGAUUGGAGGAAAACUACUACAGUGCAGCGGGAACUCUGUUUUACCAAUUAUAUGAAACUGUGUGUGUGUGUAAGAGACUGUGUGUGCGUGUUUGACAAUAAGCAGUGUGUGAGUAUGUUAGAGCCAGUGAGUGUGUAUAAUCAGUGUGUGUGUGUAAGAGUUAGUGUGUGUGAGUUAAAGCCAGUGUGUGUGUAUAAGCAGUGUGUGUGUGUGUGUGUGAUGUAUAAGCUGUCCUGAAAAAAAGAUUGUAGAUCUUGAAGAUGAUGGACAUAUGAUGCAGAUUAAGGACACAUUUUUAAAUUGUUCUUUUAUUGUUGUUGACUUUUUACUAUUUUGUUUUGUUUUCUUUCUUUUGUUGAGAAAGGAAGGAGAUGUGAUGUAUGGACUGUUGGGCUGGUAUGUGUGUGUGAGUGUAUGUAUUGUGAUGUAUGGGCAGUUGGGCUGUUGUUGGCUAUGAGUGAUCUAGAGGCAAAAGCCACUGGCCUAUCUGUCCCAUCAGCCAUGGAAUGAGACAGGACUGCUCCCAGUCCUUAAGGUGAUGCAUCACAAGCAAUGGAAACAGGCUUUUCCAAGUCGUAGUGUACUAAAAGACGUGAACUACGCACUAGUUCUUUUGACUUAUGGAAAGCUGAAGCACAUUCUACUGUCCAGGCCCAUUGUCGUUUACUCUCUAGAAGCCGAUGUAAAGGGUACAGGACAUGAGCUAAAUGUGGCAAAAAACGGUUGUAAUCAUUUAACAGACCAAGAUAGGACCUUAGUUGUGUAAAAUUUUGUGGAGUUGGAACAUCCUGUAAUGCCUUGACCUUCUCAUCUGUUGUAUGCAGCCCAUGUUUGUCAAUUACAUGAGCACAAAAUUCAAGACGAUCCUGCAUGAAUUGGCAUUUAUCCAAAUUUACCUUCAAUCCAUAUUCCAUAAGUCUUUGCAAAACUGCCUCUACAUUCUGUUUAUGUUCCUCCUCCGUUUUACUCGUCACCAGCAUGUCAUCUAACAGGCACUGUGUCCCAGGAAUUCCAGAUAACAGCUUGUACAUUGUUCGCUGCCAGACAGCUGGUGCAGGUGAAAUGCCAAAAACCAUACGGUUAUACCUGAAUAGCCCCCGAUGGGUAUUAAUCGUAAGUAGUGGUCGAGAAUUUGGAUGUACAGAUAACUGUAGGUAUGCAUUUUUCAAGUCAAUUUUGGUGAAUUGCUGGCCACCUUUCAAUGAUGCGAAAAUAUCAUCUACCCUAGGAAGGGGAUACUUAUCUAUUUUAAGCUGUGUGUUAAGAGCCAUGCGGAAAUCCCCACAAAUCCGUAUCUCCCCAUUUCGUUUUCUCACAGGAACAAUGGGCGAAGCCCACUCACUAUUGUGAACCCGGGAGAUGAUAUUCAGCUCCUCUAAUCUCCUCAAUUCUGCCUCCACUCCAGCCCUUAGAGCAAAAGGCACACUUCUUGCUUUAAAAAAGUUUGAUGUUGCUCCUUCCUUUAAUUCCAAGGAAACUUGUUGUCCCUUUACAGUCCCUAAUUGGCCAUCAAACGCUAGUGCAUACUUUUCCUGUAAUUCCCUAAUCCAGUCAAGUCUGAUUUUCAUUCAACACAUGACAUGGAUACUUAUGCACUUGAGGCAUCCCGAGAGCCCUUAUCCACUCCCUACCAAAAAAUGGAGGUCCUCCAUUCUCUAAGAUAUAGAGAGGUAGUUUCUUCUUACACUUGUUGAAUGUAACUGUGGCUGUCACACAACCCACUGGUAUUAACAGCUCUUUAGAAUAUGUCUGCAGUCUCGCUGUUGUCUGAAUUAUUGGCCUAUGUAUUUUAAGGCAUUUCCAGUCUGUCAAAGAAAUCACUUAUACAGCUGCACCUGUGUCCAAAUCUAUAGUCAGUCAGGUUUCUCUGGGUGUAAGAGGCUCCUUAGCGUAUCAUACGUUCUGGCUCCUAUAACUGUUAGGAAAACAGCGACCUGUUUAUUGUCAGGAAUGUCAUUAGCUGUGAAAUAUUGUUCAAGCCUUUCAACCCAAGAGGCCCAUAAAUCCGAGUCAGGAUCAAAGUCCUUUAUAGUGCCAAUGGCUGCCAUGUCAGUUUGGGUUCUACAGCCUCGUCGCCACUCUGAUGUUUUGUACAAAUAAGCCAAUAAUUCCUGUAUAACGAAGUACUCCCUUUAUUAAUACAUAUAUAACAGCAUCUUCAUAUUGCAGCCUUGUUUCUGCAGCCGCUAUUUCAAAUCUCUGGAACAUUCAUAGAAACAUAGAAACAUAGAAUGUGGCGGCAGAUAAGAACCAUUCGGCCCAUCUAGUCUGCCCAAUUUUCUAAAUACUUUCAUUAGUUCCUGACCUUAUCUUAUAGCUAGGAUAGCCUUAUGCCUAUCCCAUGCAUGCUUAAACUCCUUUACUGUGUUAACCUCUACCACAUCAGCUGGAAGGCUAUUCCAUGCAUCCACUACCCUCUCAGUAAAGUAAUACUUCCUGAUAUUAUCUUUAAACCUUUGUCCCUCAAAUUUAAGACUAUGUCCUCUUGUUGUGGUAGUUUUUCUUCUUUUAAAUAUAGUUUCCUCCUUUACUGUGUUGAUUCCCUUUAUAUAUUUAAAUAUUUCUAUCAUAUCCCCCCUGUCUCGUCUUUCCUCCAAGCUAUACAUGUUAAGAUCCUUUAACCUUUCCUGGUAAGUUUUAUCCUGCAAUCCAUGAACCAGUUUAGUAGCCCUUCUCUGAACCCUCUCUAAGGUAUCAAUAUCCUUCUGAAGAUACGGUCUCCAGUACUGUGUACAGUACUCCAAGUGAGGUCUCACCAGUGUUCUGUACAAUGGCAUGAGCACUUCCCUCUUUCUACUGCUAAUACCUCUCCCUAUACAACCAAGCAUUCUGCUAGCAUUUCCUGCUGCUCUAUUACAUUGUCUGCCUACCUUUAAGUCAUCAGAAAUAAUCACCCCUAAAUCCCUUUCCUCAAUUGUUGAGGUUAGGACUCUAUCAAAUAUUCUGUACUCUGCCCUUGGGUUUUUACGUCCAAGAUUGUGCAUCACUCACAGGCAACAACAGCCCAACUGCCCAUACAUCCCAAUACAUACACUCACACACUCAUACACAGCCCAAUCGCCCACACAUCACAGGGUGUGUAAGAGUUAGUGUGUUUGUUUGAGCCAGUGUGCGUGUGUAAGAGUUAGUGUGUGUGUGUGUUAGAGCCAGUGUGUGAGUCUAUAAGCAGUGCGUGUGUAAGAGAAUGUAUGUGUGUUAGAGCCAGUGAGUGUUUAUAAGCAGUGUGUGUAAGAGACUGUGUGUGUGUGUGUGUGUAUAAGCAGUGUGUGUAAGAGUUACUGUGUGUGUUUUAGAGCCAGUGAGUGUGUGUGUAAGAGCCAGUGUGUGCAUGUGUGUCUGUAUAAGCAGUGUGUGUAAGAGUUAGUGUGUAUGUGUUAGAGCCAGUGAGUGUGUGUGUGUGUGUAACAGUCAGUGUGUGUAGGAGCCUGUAAGUGUGUAUAAGCAGUGUGCGUGUGUGUAAGAGUUAGUGUGUGUGUGUGUGUUAGAGCCAGUGUGUGUGUGUAAGAGUUAGUGAGUGUGUGUGUUAGAGCCAGUGUGUGAGUCUAUAAGCAGUGCGUGUGUGUAAGAGACUGUGUGUGUGUGUUAGAGCCAGUGAGUGUUUAUAAGCCGUGUGUGUAUGUGUGUGUAAGAGACUGUGUGUGUGUAUAAGCGGUGUGUGUAAGAGUUACUGUGUGUUAGUGUUUUAGAGCCAGUGAAUGUGUAUGUAAGAGCCAGUGUUUGUGUGUGUGUGUGUGUUAGUCAGUGUGUGCAUGUGUGUCUGUAUAAGCAGUGUGUGUGUAAGAGUUAGUGUGUGUGUAAGAGUUAGUGUGUGUGUUUGUGUGUGUGUGUUAAAGCCAGUGAGUGUGUGUGUGUGUGUAACAGCCAGUGUGUGUAGGAGCCUGUAAGUGUGUAUAAGCAGUGUGUGUAAGAGUUAGUGUGUGUGUGUGUGUGUGUGUGUGUAUGUAAGAGUUAGUGUGUGUUUGUGUGUGUUAGAGCUAGUGUGUUUAUCUAUAAGAAGUGUCUGUGUGUAAGAGACUGUGUGUGUGUUAGAGUCAUUGAGUGUGUAUAAGCAGUGUGUGUAUACGAGUUAGUGUGUGUGUGUUAGAGCCAGUGUGUGUGUGUGUGUUAGAGCUAGUGUGUGUCUAUAAACAGUGUGUGUAAGAUACUAUGUGUGUGUGUGUGUGUGUGUGCAUAAGGACUGUGAGUGUGUGUGUGUGUGUGUGUGUAAGAGACUGUGUGUGUCAGAGCCAGUGAGUGUGUAUAAGCAGUGUGUGUGCAAGAGUUAGUGUGUGUGUGUGUAAGAAUUAGUGUGUGUGUGUGUGUAAUAGUUAGUGUGUGUGUGCGUGUAAGAGCCAGUAAGUGUGUAUAAGCAGUGUGUGUGUGUAAGAGACUGUGUGUGUGUGUUAGAGCCAGUGAGUGUGUAAAAGCAGUGUGUGUGUGCAUUAGAGCCAGUGUGUUUAUAAGCAAUGUGUGUAAGAGUCAGUGUGUGUGUGUGUGUAUGAGCAUUGUGUGUGUAAGAGUUACUGUGUAUGUGUGCUUUAGAGCUAGUGAGUGUGUGUAGGAGUCAGUGUGUGUGUGUUAGAGCCAGUGUGUGCGUGUGUGACUGUAUAAGCAGUGUGUGUGUAAGAGUUAGUGUGUGUGUUAGAGCCAGUGAGUCAGUGUGUGUGUGUGUGUAACAACCAGUGUGUGUGUAAGAGCCUGUGUGUGUGUGUUAGAGUCAGUGUGUGUAUAAGCAGUGUGUAAGAGUAAGUGUGUGUGUGUAAGAGUCAGUGUGUGUGUAUGUGUAUAAGCAGUGUGUGUAUGUAAGUCAGUGUGUGUAAGAGCCAGUGUGUGUAAGAGCCAGUGUGUGUGUAAUAGCCAGUGUGUUUAUGUAUAAGCAGUGUGUGUGUGUAAGAGACUGUGUGUGUGUGUGUGUGUGUCUGUGUGUGUGUGUGUGUGUGUGUGUGUGUGUGUGUAAGAGACUGUGUUUGUGUUUGUGUGUGUGUGACACAAGGGGGUAAAGAGACUACAAAAUUAGGAUGAACACACAAAAACAUGAAAAGAAUGCCAAACAGGGCAUACAAUAUACAGAAAGCGAAAACGUGAAAGAAAAAGGUGACAAGAUGCACCAAAUGGGCAAAAGAAUGGAUAAGAGGGGCAAAAGAAAGCAUAUAAGACAGACAGGUGAAGAUAAAUUUUGAGGGCAGCAAAAUGUGUCUUCGCCUGUGUAGACAGAAGUCCUUGCACUGGCCCUGCUUGCAAAGGUAGCAGACUACUGCAGGUUUUGCCAGAGGUUUUUAGAUACACCCUCAAUGAAAAAAUGCAUAAUUAAAUGCAUGCACGUUUCAUAUUGGAUAUAUUUACUAAACAGUGUUUUUUAAAAUUUAUCUUGCAUUUGGGCAGUGGAGUGCCCCUUUAGGUUGGUACCAAGUUUUCUGUUCUUGGCCAGUUGGAGAAAGUAUUGAUUUGUUUAAUACUAGAAUUAACGCUAGUCAAAGAGCCUAACAUUUUGUUCCCUUAAAAAAUGUGGUGAAUUAAUAAUGACUGAGAUAUUUUUAUGUGUUGAGUUGGUACUGACACAUAUUUUUUGGCACAAAUUAUUACAUUUUGUUUACUUGAGUUUUAUUAGUGAUAAUGGCUUCUUAACAAUUAACAAUACAUGUAUCUAUCAUUGUUUUGGAUACAAGGAAAGAAGCCUAAGAUACAUGUCCCACCUCCUCUACUAGACUGGGCCACCGUGAACCAGAAGAUGCCUUGGAACAUAGUCAUCCUGCUGGGAGGAGGUUUUGCUUUGGCUAAAGGGAGUGAGGUAAGUCAUUGGGCUAUGAGUGAGGAAAAUUGCAUCAGUAGCAGUAUUAGUUAUAGUCAGUUAAUCUCACAUCUCAUGUUCUAAAAAUCACGAAAUCUGGUAAUGAAAUAUAUAUUGCUUACAGAGGGUGGAUAGAUGUAUAUCCCAAAUUAAAGCAGGUUAGAAUGGGGUCAUUCAGUGCAUUGUGUAUGUGGGCAAUGUGGGUGGCUGUAUGAGGGUCAGAAAGGCAAUAGAUUAGCCCAUGACUAAAUGCUAAUAUGACUUUCCAUGACAUUCUGCAAUAAUGGAAUCUGUACUUGAAUUAAUCACUUCCUUAUUUUACUCAAAAUGACUGUAAGGGACCAUAGAUAAGAAAUCUGAAGAUAUAUGCACAGAACUCUGCUAGGUCCAAAGGAAUGGUUUAAAUGCAGAAGAGGUCUUUAAAAUUAGCCACAGUGCUCACAAUGCAUCAAGUAUUCCAUGCUUGACUUUAGGGACUUCAAAUGAAACUUUCCUGCAUCUACCAUAUAGAUUUAAGUCCACUUUAUGUCCACCUUAUUUCCCUUUGAUACCCUACGGCAGGCACAGGCAACCAUCGGCACUGCAGAUGUUUUGGACUACACCUCCCAUGAUGGUUUGCCAGCAUUAUGGGUGUAAAAGCAUUAUGGGGGAUGUAGUACACAACAUCUGGAGUGCCAAAGGUUGCCUCCCUCUGCUCUACGGCAUCUAGCAGCAGUCAAUGUCUCCCCAAAACCUGUACCAGAAACCCAGACAUUCUCUUAUACAUGCCCUGUCAUUCCUGCAUAACUUCCUCUUUUUAUUACACUACAACAUUAUUAAAUACCUGCUACCCCUUAUCCUCUCUGUUCAUUUCACACUGCCUAAAUCUCAUGGCAGUAACUACAACCUGUCUUUCUCCCUCUUAAACUGCUAACCCACCUUAUUAUCCUAUUAUAUUAUCCAGAUUUUGUGUAAGUAGUGUGUGUACGGUUGGAUUUUCAGCUUUCUUUGCAUUUAUUCUUCCCAUCAAUGCCUCCUGGUCCUUCCUUCUUCUUUUGAGUUUUCAUUCAUUGAUGGAUUAUUACAUCAGUUCUAUUUUCCAUUAUUUAAAGAACCAUUCCAAUUCAUUUCCUAAGGGUAGUGUUUUAUCUUCCUGUGUGCCUUUCUCUCUCUACACCAGUCCUCCUGGCCAUGCUCCCAUAACAAGUGCUUCCACAGUCUACUUUGCACUCUCAGCGUACACUCUACAAAUCUCUUACACAGCACUUUGCUUCUCAACUUUAACUAGAUACAGACAUCACACCUGGUGAUCUUUUAAUUCCAUCUGACACAACGGAAGAGAUUUAUCAAAGUGUUUUUAUUUUUGGUUUAUAAUCUGUUAGUUUAUAACAUUCUGAAAUACAUAAAUGGUCUAAAAAGUGUCUCUGUGGGGGGCGGGGCCGGACCGCCAGGCUGAAUGGACGCAAAAUGGAGUAGCUCCUGUAAAAACCUCCAGUUUUAGCCCCAAAAAAACAGCAUCAAGCAUACCUGACAACUGGCUGCCGAGCACCGGUGCAAGAGGCCACCCUGGUCCCGAGGAGAGGCUUGCUGAGCAGUUUUAGUCCCUCGGAGGGGCGAUCCAAGUCACACGAUGCGGACCGCUCGGGCGGUGAGCGAGGUGGACGGCCGCUGCCUGGCUAUCCUGCCCACCAGUGGUAAGGAAGCAAUCCGGGGUUAGACGGGUCUGGCUCCGUUCCCCCCCCUUUGGACCGGUGGGGGUGAUCCCGGUCCCCACCCCGAGACCCAUCGUACCACAACAAGGCCGGCGCUUGAAGCUGAGGCAGAGAAAGCCGUUUCCAAAAUGGUGGAGACCACAUGGCAAGUGACCCUGAUAACAGCCGCGCGCACUCACCUCUCCUGCAGCCACACAGACAGACAGAUCGCCGAGCCGGUCGGGGUGAGAGCCGACAGAGUGGGUGCUAAGAUCCCAUGAGCGGAGCGGCAGAACAACAAAAACAAAAAGAGCUGUCACUGCAUACUGGUUUACCCUACCAUACUAAGCAGCGCACCGAGAGGGAGUCGAAAUGCCUGGACUGAUCAUUCACAGCAGACGGGAUGCCUGCGAUCUCUCACCAGCCCACGACAAACACCUGACAGACCAGCUAACAAGAGAAUAUCAGGAGUGCAGCAGGCACCUAAGCUUCUCCCACCAAAGAAACUAUCCUCACUGAAUAAAGACUGGUCUCCUGACAGGCAAACACAGACCCUUCGCCUGACCGACGUGGAAACCACCUGGGGUGGACAUUUUACAGUCUAAUCAUAAGGGUUAAGGCUGCUUUAGAGUUUGAUAUAGCCACUCAUGCUCUAGCCCAGCAUAACCUGCAACCACUCUCACGAAGCUUAGGCAGCUAAGAAAGAUGUCUACUCAUUAUUGUAAUCAGCCUAAUAAGAGCUCAUUAACCAACAUGCAAAACUUUAUCAUUAGCAGUUAUCAACCACUUGAAUGGUAAUGUUGUAUUAUGCAGGGAACAAUAUGCAUACUCAUUUACUGCAGCCACUAGAAUGUGACUGAGGCUAGCUUAAACAGUCAGUAAACUCGCUAACGAAGCAACAACAAUCUACUUAUGUGUGUAAGCAUGGUCUAAUUAAUAUAUAUGAAUGUUACUCUAGUACUCUAAGCGUGAUAUUUUAUAAAAUUAAAUGUGCUGAGAACUCCGUCAUGAUAUUGUAUACCAAUGUAAAGCUUGUACUCGCUGUCGUGGCGCUACAGGCCUGUUUGUAAAAGUAUGCACAAGAAAAAUAAAGAAUUAUAAAUGUAAAAAAAAAUAAAAAUAAAUAAAAUAAAAAAAAGUGUCUCUGUAAAAAUAAAUUAUUCAAUUUGUUGCAGAAAAUAUCCGUUUCAGAAAAGUGACAGAAAGAUUGUUUCACCCAAAAAAUGUCAUCCAUUCAAAAAUAACUAGAUCACGAAAAAUGGAAUGGCUGCAAAAACCAUCAGAUUUAAUAACGCAUGCCAAAAAAACCCACCGAAAACAAAACAGCCUGCAACAAUUUGGCAAAUCUGUAAUUUUUUUUUCUUUUGUAUUCCUCUACCCCACUUCCUCCUAGAAUUUUACUUUCACCUCUUGUAUCUGAUGUUACAUGUCCCCGUUGUAUAAUUGUAACGUGCUGCAGAACAUAUCAGCAAUCUGAAAAUGCAAUUAGUAAUACAAAUAAUGAAAUGUAAUAAUUAUUUCCUUCAUCAGCAGAGUUCAAAGAAAGACAUAUUCAUAUAUAUAUAUUUAUUUCAGGAAUCAGGAUUAUCAUUGUGGCUUGGGGACAAGCUGACUCCAUUGCAAAACGUCCCACCUGCAGCGAUAGCCCUCAUUUUGUGUCUUUUGGUUGCUACAUUCACUGAAUGUACAAGCAAUGUGGCCACUACUACUUUGUUUUUACCAAUCCUGGCAUCAAUGGUAAGAAUCUGUUCAAUCUAUGGACAUUUAAAUGAGAUUGCACAUUAGUAGGAUCCUUUAUGGUUCCAAUGUCCCAUACCAAUCAGAGGAAGAUGUUGGGAAAAUGAUGGCAUGUACUGUGUAUAUGUGGCCGUACAUGUGUAACAUUAGUACUCUCCCCAUUGUUCUGGUUGGAUGAGCUACGUUCAGUCCCAAGGUAAUUCACCAAUUGCAGUUUUUGCUUCAGGAUGAUAGAUUGAGAAGUUGAUUUAAGCGUUACAUGUUUAGACUGGAAGAAAUGAAAUUUAGUCUAAGGCAAAGGAGAGGUUUUUUUACAGUAAGAACAAUAAGGUUGUGGAAUUCUCUGCCUGAAGAAGUGGUUUUAUCAGAGUCUGUACAGAUGUUUUAACGGCAACUAGAUGCAUAUUUGCAAAAACAUAAUUUUCAAGUAUAUAAUUUUUUAAUUGUAGGAUAAUAGCUUCUUGAUCCAGGGAUAAAUCUGACUGCCAUUCUGGGGUCAAGUAGGAUUUUUUCCCUAGUUUGUUGCAAAAUUGGAAGCGCCUCAAAAUGUUUUUUUUUGCCUUCUUUUGGAUCAACAGCAAAUAAACAGAUGUGAGGAAGGCUUGAAGGACAUUUGUCUCUUUUCAGCCUAUGUAACUAUGUAACAAAUAUAGUUUGCAAGUGUAUAUUAAAGGGACACUAUAGUGUUAACACCACCAUCUAGCCCCCCUGGGCCCCUCAUGCCUCCAUAAAUAUAGUAAAACUCUUACUGUAUUCAAGCCAGAAGCUGUAACUCUACAUGCUGUUUGCCUAAAAAAAAAAACAGUCUGCUGACAUCAUCAGAAGUGGUAGCCUGAUCCAAUCACAAUGCUUCCCCAUAGGAUUGGCUGAGACUGACAAGGAGGCAGAUCAGGGGCAGAGCCAGCAUGAUUCAAACACAGCCCUGGCCAAUCAGCAUCUCCUCAUAGAGAUGAACUGAAUCAACGAAUCUCUAUGAGGAAAGUUCAGUGUCUGCAUGCAGUGGGAGUGUCUGCAUGCUGCCCUGUGCUCUGCUGACAGCAGAUCUGAGUGGAUUGAGGAGUUUUAUGCCUCAAUCAACUCGGAAGUCCCUCUGGUGGCAUUCUGAGUGACUGCAACUGGAGGUGUUCCUAGCUUUCAAUGUAAACACUGUAUUUUCUCAGAAAAUACAGUGUUUACUUGAGAAAGGCUGCAGGGAGCUAUAGUUCUCACCUGAACAACCUCAUUAAGCUGAAGUUGUUCAAGUGACUAUAGCGUUCCUUUAAUGUAUUUUUUUAUUAUGAAACAGAUUUUAAAUGAAGACCAUUGUCCUUUUUUUUUUUUAUCUUAGACCAUAUCUUAUAUAAAAUAUUUUAUUAUCAAUUUAACAUUGUUGGAUGCACUUUUUACAUGAUUAAAUUUUUUUUUGUAUAAUUCUUUAUUUUUAUAGUGCAGAAAAGGUUUACAAACAUUAGGUAUCAGGUUUAGAAUAAGUAAACAGUCAUAACAUAACAGAGUAAGGAAAUGCAAUACCAUAAUAAAAAACAAUGCACCAUUUUUUUGUAUAGGUCAAACUAGCCAAUACUAUGUGUGGUCUAUCAGAAGUUUUAGGUAUUUAAACUGGUAAUUAAACAGCCAAUUAAACACCCCUGCGGGCCAUGGGGAAUUGGGUAGAAAACAGGUGGAUUGCAGUCCAGGGGCUCUAUGCUUGGGGCGAGUAAGCCUAGGCAAGGAAAGUCACUCAACCAAAGCCUCUUCGUGAGGUCGACACUGGCGAUGCAUCAGGUGAUGCAGAGAGGGAUACACUCCCGGUGUCCUGAAGAAACAGCAGAUGGGACCUCCAUGUAGGUAUCAGUGUAUAAUAACAUGCUUGCUUCAGUACAGUUCCUUGCACAGUUGGGGGGCCAAAGCCACGCGGGGGAUGACUGCGAUGCUCCUCGGCACUUAGACGCUUCGUCUUUCUUCUCUGUGGGGCCCAGAUGUGUUGAGCAUAACGGUGUUCCCCACUUCCGACACUCCUCCCCUCUGGGGCAUCGGAAGUGCUCCAUCACAGCCCAAUCUUGUCAAAUAUUUUUUAUUAAAAGGUUUUCAUUUUUUACAAUAAUAAUCAUUGUAAAACAAUGAAUUAUAUGGAAUAAAAUCUGACUAGUACAAUGCUUAUCAUUUUACCUUACAAUAAGCACGGCAGCAUGGGAGAAAAUUACUAGUAACUGUCUAUCCUUACAAUCCUAUUAAAAUGUGAAUUAACAUUCUGUUUCAUUCUGACCGAGUUAAUUUUGUCUGUCAGGCAAAGGCCAUCCAACUGAAUCCGCUGUAUAUUAUGCUUCCAUGCACUCUGUCAUCAUCCUUGGCCUUCAUGCUUCCAGUAGCCACACCUCCUAAUGCCAUUGCCUUCUCAUAUGGACAACUCAAGGUCAUUGACAUGGUAAGCAUCUCUUUUCCUUUGGUAGUCCAAUCAAAUAUCAACUGGGCUUUGUAUGGGCAAACACGUCACCUGCAGUCCCCACAUAUUAUCUACUAUAUUCUUGGAUAUUCUGUUUUUCAAGAGUUGUGCACUACUAAAUUGAUGUGCAUGUUGGAUUUACUUUAUUAUUAUUAUUAUUAGCUAUAAAGCGCCAACAAAUUCCAUAGUGCUGUACAAUAGGUGGACUAACAGACAUGUAUUUGCAACAAGAUGAGCUGGACCCACAGGAACAGUGUGAGUCGAGGACCCUGCUCAAACUAGCUUACAUUCUAAAAAUGUGAACGUGAAAAUGUUGACUUUAAGAAAGUGAGCAACAUUAUGAUUUCAAUUCUGUUUAUAUAAAGUGUCAUUACAAUAUUACUGUCAUUACAAGUGUCAUUGCUGUUGUUAGAUCUAUAUUGAGACAGGGUACAUUAAUGUACCCAAUGCCAUGGCCAGAAUAAUAUAGAAUAUACAGAAUAAUAUUAAUACAGAUAAUAUUGUAACUGAAGCUCCUGGCACACACUAUAAGCACAAGCUACUUGACUUUUAAUUUUUUUUAAUGUCUCGUUUAAUGAUAUGCCCAUUGCCUAGAUGUGAUUCAUGGAAGAUACAGUGUCAUAGCAGGGGAUGAGAAAGUGUCUUAUAUUGUCAGGAUUAUUCACUAAACUGACAAUUGCAGGGAUUUCAGAGUGAUUAUGAAGUGAAUUCCAAAAUUUAGACUAAAAGAGGCGAAUCUCCAAGUCAAUUCUGUUCUCAGUGUGGCUAUUCUGAACUUAAAUUUGAAAUUCAGUUUGAAUUCUUGUCAGCUGUCAGUUUAGUAAAUAACCCCGUUUGAAAUGUAUUUCAUGUUCAUCUGGAUAAGAUACUGGUGAUGUUCUACCACCCCCUAGUGUUGAAUAACAUAAACUACAAACAUAAAUCUGCACUAUACUUGUAACAAAUAUUUUGCAUUCUUACAGGCAAAAGCAGGAUUUUUUCUGAACAUCCUUGGAGUGCUGACCAUAACACUGGCCAUCAAUAGUUGGGGAUAUUAUAUGUUCAACCUGGGCACCUUCCCCUCAUGGGCAAAUACCACCGGACAACCUUAACCGGCCUUCAAUCUAGAAUACAUGGAUAAACAUGUCAACAUAUAGAUACUUUACCAAACAUUCAUUUUCAACUCUGAUGGUCCACCUACCUACCCAAUAUCGAUGGACAUAUGGACACUGGAUGAAAAGUCUUUCCAUUUUGUCAAGCUCAACAUACCAACUCACUGUAGAUCCAUUGUAUUGUUCAUUGGAACUCUUCUUUGCUCAGUUUGUGAAUUCCAGGAGAUGGGAGAAAUUAGAAUGAAUCAGCGAGUGUUAUCUGUUAUAAAAGCUAUCAAAAAUACCAUUCUUUUUAACAGACAAAAUUUUUAUUUGAACCAAUGUAGAUCCUGUUUGUCUCUUGUGGAGUUUAAAUAGCUGUAUAUUUAUUUAUAAUGUCAAAUGCACGAUUCUAACAUGUACAAUAAGACUCCUAACGAUUCAUGUCUAGGUCUGGUACUGUUACCAAAGUCAUGGAUGUUCUUUUUAAAGAUUUUUAUUUUAAAUAGAUGCUAAGGGACUUUGCACAGCAAACCUCAGUCACUCAAAGUGUCAAAACAUCAAAGUCAU